AUGUCGCCUGGAAAUGACCCCAAGCACGUGGCCAGUAUCAUGCUGUCAUGGCACUCACUCGACCUCGUCUCGUGCACCAACCUACAGACCCUGUGGGCAGGAUACGGACAAAUCUGCGCCAUCACCGCCCGGGCUUCUACUGAUACAGCGGCGGAGCAUUUGAGCAAGCUUUGUGGCGUGGAACCCGGGGCCGCUGGAGCCACCUAUCCUCUUAUUUUGAAACUUAUUUCACCCUCAAAGAAGAGCAUCAGCAAUUCGGAUGAGGGUCAUCUGCGAAAGAUGAUCAGCUAUGAGGUAGAGCAGAAUUUUUACAGCAAUGUGGUCCCCUUGCUAGACGACGACAUUGGCAUUGCGAAAUGCCUUGCGUCGACCAGGGGCAUGGGUGGCCGGAAGGACGAGGAGGAGCUCAAAAAUCUCAUGGCCACCAUCAUGGUGGAUUUGCGUCCAAAAUUUCCCGUGGCAGGCGGAAAGAGAAGUUCACUGAGCCGCACACAAGUUUAUGGGUCUCUGGACUGGCUAGCCAGGUUCCACAGUCGGUCAUGGGGCUUACUUCCAAAGAGCUUUGACGGAUUCGCGAUGCCUCCCUUGGAAGAAUCCCUUCGAAGACAGACCGCGAGCAAAGAUGCUGGCAAUGGGUUGUGGCUCAACGGAGGAUACACUUAUCUUGCGACACGACGUAAAGAAUAUGCAUCACUGGUCGAAGACACCUGCUCGGAGUGGUCAACAGCCUUGUGCGAGCCUUCAAACAAAUCCUCACUAUCUGUCGCUGAGAUGGUGGCACGUGAGUUAACGCCUUGUGGAAGAAGCGUCGAAUCUUAUAUCCACGGCGAUGUCAAAUCAGAGAAUCUCUUCACCACAGAUAGUGGGGCUGAGGUGGCGUUCUUUGAUUUUCAAUACGUCGGGCUAGGUCUGGGGGUCUGUGACCUCGCCAAAUUGUUCACCUGCUCGGUUCCAUUACAUCUGCUCACGGAUGACUUGCCUGAGAAAUUGACCAUGCAAGAUGGAGAAAGAAAACUGCUAGAGCGGUACCGCACGACCCUUCUCCAGGGUCAAGAUGCGGCCAUGUAUGAAUGGGAAACAUUCAAACGACACUGGGAGACCUCACUGGUUGACUGGUGUAGAUUCCAGGCUUCAUGGGGCUUCUGGGGAAACACAGAGUGGCUUGAGGCUCGUGUAAGAUCAAUCUUGGAUGACCGACAGUGGAGAGACUGGCUGCAUGAGAAUAUCAACGAUCGCCAAGAUUGA
Molecule: messenger RNA, 1245 nt
Organism: Penicillium soppii
Lineage: Eukaryota; Fungi; Ascomycota; Eurotiomycetes; Eurotiales; Aspergillaceae
Exons: 1
Coding region: 1-1245 (414 amino acids)
Source: RefSeq, a predicted model, not a curated record